This is a messenger RNA of Musca domestica (house fly), 1405 nucleotides long. It is a transcript of the gene Wdr92, whose product is annotated as dynein axonemal assembly factor 10. NCBI's taxonomy places the organism in Eukaryota, Metazoa, Arthropoda, Insecta, Diptera, Muscidae. The transcript is spliced from 2 exons. Gene Ontology annotation, molecular function: ubiquitin binding. The coding region runs from base 234 to 1352 and encodes 372 amino acids. The record is from RefSeq and is a predicted model, not a curated record.
UUUCUACUUGAUUACCUGUUUCGCCGGUGGAGAGUGCGGCGGCGUCAAUUUUCUAGUGUGAGCUUUGAAGUCUGUGUAUGUUUGGAAUGGUCCCGUGUAACUUGUUGCCUGGUUACCGGAAAACAAACAAAACAAGUAGGCAAUCGAUCAAACUCCCAAAAAACAAAUUUUCUAGAAAAUUACAAAAAAGAACUGGUCAGAGAGAGAGAGAAACGGAAGCAAAUUAAUUCAAAAUGGACAAACCUCAGAUGAUAGAACAUCUGCAACAGUCUGUGAACUAUACUGUGUAUGACACCAAAUGGAUACCAUGUUCGGCUAAAUUUACAGUUCUAGGCUCCAAGCCCAAUGGCCAGGGUAUUUUGGAAAUCUAUGAACUGAAUGAAAAUAAGCUGGAAAAGUUGAAGACAAUUGAGAAAAAGACAGCCUUCAAGUGUGGCAGUUUUGGUGCGGCGUCUCUGAGAAAUCGUCACAUGGCAAUUGGGGACUUUCAGGGGCGAUUGCAGGUUUUGGAUUUGGAACGUCCCGACAUUCCAGUGUACAAUGUUGAGGCCCAUUCGAGUAUAAUAAAUUGCAUAGAUGCCAUUGGGGGGAAACAAAAUAAUUGUGGAGCACCGGAAAUUGUCACCGGCAGUCGUGAUGGUUCGGUGAAGGUAUGGGAUAUACGUCAGGGCAUGGCUCCCGUUGUGGACAUGACACCAGACUCGGAUGGCCCAACACCAAACAACAUCAAAAGGGACUGCUGGGCAGUGGCAUUUGGUGAUAGCUAUAACAACGAGGAACGUAGCGUGGCAGCCGGUUAUGAUAAUGGUGAUCUGAAACUUUUCGAUUUACGCCAACUCUGCGUACGCUGGGAAACGAGUCUGAAAAAUGGCAUAUGUGGCAUAGAAUUUGAUCGUCGUGAUAUUGCCAUGAAUAAAAUGGUUGUGACCACAUUGGAAGGUGGCCUGCUCGUGUAUGAUAUGCGUACCCAACAUCCCUCCAAAGGGUUUUCGUGUUUGGAGGAACGUAAUGCCGGUCGUUCGGUCGGUUCGAAUGGCAUUAUCACAGGACCAAAGGCCACUGUUUGGUGUGUACGACAUUUACCGCAAAAUCGUGAUAUAUUUGUAACAUGCGGCGGUACCGGUUCGCUGCGUUUAUGGAAUUAUCAGUAUCCCGAGAAACGUUUGAAAGAGGAUACAGAUGGUUAUAACAUUGGAGUGGUGGGUUCACUUGAAAUGCUCAAUGCCACAACGAUAUCAACUCAACCGGUUCAUUGUUUCGAUUGGCAUCCCGAUAAAAUGGGUCUGGCCGUCUGUGGUGCCUUCGAUCAGAGUGUAAGGGUAUUGGUGACAACGAAGCUUAAUUUAUAUUAGAAUAAUUUUAUUGUUUUUAAUAAAAAAAAAAAAAAUUAAAAAAAAUAAACUGA